AUGGCUAGACCGGACAGUUGGUAUACGGUUUGCAUCGCCAUGUUUGCUGCGAUUGGGACAUUCUUCUUCGGAUUCGAUACCGGGAUCGCAACGACUACCAUCGCACACGAAAGCUGGGUAGAAUACAUGGGACAUCCAUCUAAUGGCUUGACUGGAGCAGUCGUUUCCGUAUACAUCGCAGGCGAAGCGGUGGGAGCCCUUCUUCAGACUUUCAUCGGGGACCGGAUGGGUCGCAUUCGCUUCAUGCAGAUGCUGUGCGUAAUCGUUACAAUUGGCGUGACCAUACAGACCGCUGCGGUAAACAUGGGAAUGUUCCUGGCCGGCAGAGCUUUGGCUGGUACUGCUGUGGGCGGGAUGAUCAGUACAGUCCCCAUCUACCUCUCRGAGAUUGCAGCACCACACCAAAGAGGCAUGAUUGGUGGUAUCUCCGGAUGUGGAAUCACGUUCGGGACUAUGGUUUCGAAUUGGGUGGGCUUCGCCUGUGGUGAGGCACCGUAUGGUCCUGUGCAGUGGAGAUUACCUCUGGCCAUACAGAUCCCCUGGGGUAUCGUGAUGUUCAUUGGCUUGUCUACGUUCAUGCCCGACUCCCCUCGCCAGCUUAUACGGAACGGCAGAUUGGAACAAGCCCGAGUUGAGUUCAGCAAAAUCCGACGGGACUUGCACUCGUAUCAAACUGAAGAAGAGUUUGCAUUGAUGCGGGCACAGAUCGAGUUCGAGCAGGACAGGGAGGUGAAGUCGAUUAAGGAGAUCUUCAGAUUGUUCAAGCACAGAGCAUUGGCUUCGAUAGCUGUGACGACGAUGACUUCCUUAACGGGCGUCAACGUUCUUCAGUAUUAUCAGACCAUUCUUUUCAAGGCGCUGGGAAUUCCGCGAAAAACAAUCUUGGCCCUGGCCGGUGUUUAUGGAACCGCGGCAUUCAUAUCCAAUGUUCUCACGACUCGAUUCCUCCUGGACCAAUGGGGACGGCGCAAGAUGUUGCUCACCGGAAUGACCGGUGUCAUACUCAUUUUGAUCUACUGCGCUGUGAUGCAACGCGAAUUUCAACACACGGACAACAACGUUGGAAAAGGCUUUGCCGUGCUCGGGAUAUACCUCUAUGCUGUCGUCCAAUACGGCACGCUGAACAGCUCGAGCUGGCUGUAUAGCGUUGAGAUCCUUCCCAUGGCAUUGAGGAGUAGGAUUGGAGGUAUAUCAGCGGCAUGUCACUUCAUCGUCAAUGUUGGGAUCACCGAAGCGGGUCCAAGUGCGUUUGCUACCAUUCAUGAGAACUACUAUUAUGUGUUCGUGGGUUGCACGACCUUUUUCCUUGUUAUUGCAUACUUCUACUUUCCCGAAACGACGGGCAAGACGCUGGAAGAAGUCGCUUCGGCCUUUGGAGAUCGGGUUCUUACUCUGGCAGAAACCGAACCUGGCGCUGAGUUUGCAGCCUUGGGUGGCAAAGCGACAAGCGCACGUACGGAGAUGUUCGAGGAGAAGAUUGGGUGA
Molecule: messenger RNA, 1485 nt
Organism: Ramularia collo-cygni
Lineage: Eukaryota; Fungi; Ascomycota; Dothideomycetes; Mycosphaerellales; Mycosphaerellaceae
Product: probable MFS monosaccharide transporter (Hxt8)
Exons: 3
Coding region: 1-1485 (494 amino acids)
Biological process (GO): transmembrane transport; carbohydrate transport
Cellular component (GO): membrane
Molecular function (GO): carbohydrate:proton symporter activity
Source: RefSeq, a predicted model, not a curated record